Molecule: messenger RNA, 4686 nt
Organism: Schistosoma intercalatum
Lineage: Eukaryota; Metazoa; Platyhelminthes; Trematoda; Strigeidida; Schistosomatidae
Source: the annotation of a GenBank genome assembly
UGUAACGGGAUUAAAAUCAUCAUGUAUGAUGUUGUUAAUAGAUUUUGUUUUCUUUCUAUUGCAGGGCAAGCAGGAAUAAACGCUUUAGAAGAAGAAGAGCAAGCCCUGAACGCACUAAACUUACAUGAUGACUCAUAAGACCGUUUGUAAACUAGCUCCCCUUCUGUACAGACCCCGCGUAUUUUAAUUUUCAAAAUAAACGUCUAUUGGCCUCCGUUCCUCGUUCUCUCUGUGGUGUAAAGUGUUCAGUUAACAUUGUGUGUGUUGUGGCUUUAGGUUUUCCCGUCUUCCAGUGACUGCUGAUUACACGUGUUACAACUGGUGUCGGAGGUGAGAUGGAAAAACGCGAUGAGAACCUAGACGAACCCCCUUUGAUUCCAAUCAGGGCUACUUCCAGUUCAACCCCGCAUCAACCACCACUGCUCGAAACAUCAUCAGAUUACUCCGUUUGGAAGUUUAAAGUCACAGCGUACCUGCAGAGAGUUCCAUUAUCCGAGCAUUUCAACUACCUUGUUUCCUAUCUGAGUGAUGAUGCAGUACGCAGGGUUAUAGCGAACGGGUUUUCGGCCAGUAACACGCUCCCACAAAACUGGAGAAUUCUGGACGACUGUUUUUCCCUGCCCGUGGACACCCAGCAAAUGACAAUUCAGUUUUUAUCACGCCACCAAAAAGCGAACGAGAGUCCAGUAGACUACCUUCAUUCCCUACAGCAAGUUGCGGUACAAGCAUUCCCCCGGUUGGAUAUGAUGGGACGAGAGGAACUAAUUCGCUCACGUUUUGUCGAGGGCCUGUUACCCGGACCACUCAGAGAACACUUCCUUCGAAAUCCACCAACGGAUACGUUUGACGUAAAGAGAACAACAUUACGCUUUCUGGCCGCUGACAAACUAGCGAAUGUAUCCAAUGCACAUUCAUCAUCGGUAAUGACUGUGGAACGAGCCACAAAAUCUAGUGGUCCGGACACCUGCCAGGCUACAAUAGCUGUGACCGACCUUCCCGGUCGAGGUGCUAUCCGCGGACAGUCAAAUUUGAGAUGGAACAAACAACCAGCAUGGAGAAAUUACAAUGGGCGCCAAGCCGACUGUAUAUAUUGCAAAAGGUUUGGCAAGAACGCCAAAAGAUGCGGUCACAACCGCCCCCGGAAACCAGGUAAGCAGUGUCGUUUACAUAUAUCGUCUUGCUAUGUUAAGCAUUUGUGCCCUGUUACUAUUAAGGGUAGAGUGCAAAGUACUGAGAUUAAUAUACUAUUAGAUACAGGAGCUUCAGUAUCCUUGAUCAAGGAAGACCUCUUGCAGAAACUUAACCUCAGCACCCAGCGUAAACAACGCUCUUCUACGUUAAUUACCGCGAGCGGAGAACCCUUGAAAGCAUGUUCUCAGAUAGGGUUAGAGCUGACGAUUGACAAGAAGCCUUUUCAACAUGAAUUCUGGGUUUGCCCCACACUGACUUGGGACAUGAUUCUCGGGGUCGACUUCAUGUUAAAAUACCAGGUCUCUAUACACAUGAAUAAGUCAGAAGCGAGUAUUGGUGGAGUUGUCGUACAAAUACAACACCAUGAAAUACCAACUAAGUCCGUAGCCCAGGUGGGAACUGCAGAGAUUGUACGUCAGGUACGAGAUAACCAAUUAAUAAGUGAAAAGGACCGUCGGGCUACCAUUGACGUACUCCAACGAUUUAGCACUGUUUUCUCGGAGAACAUCUCUGGAAAUCGGACAACCAUUGUGCAACAUUCCAUUGUCACAGGUGACCACAUGCCAUUACGCCAACCACCUCGUAGGGUCCCGGUGCAUUAUCAGCCUCAUUUAGAAUCCAUGAUAAAAGAUAUGUUAGAAAAAAAGAUUAUUGUACCAUCUUCGUCACCCUGGGCAUCGCCAAUUGUCUUAGUAAAAAAAGAAGGAUUCCUCCCUACGACUGUGUGUAGAUUACCGGCGCCUUAAUGCUAUAACUAAGCGUGAUUCCUUUCCACUUCCACGGAUAGACGCUACCUUAGAUGCCAUGAAAGGUGCUCGCUGGUUCUCAACGCUAGACUUAGCAUCCGGGUAUUGGCAAGUGGAAGUCCGACCCCAAGAUAGAAAAAAAACUGCAUUUGUAGUGCCUAAUGGCUUAUAUGAAUUUCAAGUAAUGCCUUUCGGGCUAACUAACGCCCCAGCUACCUUUCAACGAUUGAUGCAGACAGUUCUGCAAGGUCUCGUACCGCACCAGUGCUUAAUCUACCUUGACGAUAUUAUUGUAUAUGGCAACACGCCAGAACAACAUAAUGCCAAUUUGAAGGCAGUCCUACAACGUAUUAAGCAGCAUAACCUAAAAGUGAAACCAUCUAAAUGUCGACUAUUGCAAAAAGAAGUGCUUUUCUUAGGGCACCGCAUUACAGAAGAUGGAGUGGCAACAGAUAAAGAAAAGACACGUGUGAUUGUUAAUUGGCCACAACCAAAAUCACCUGAAGACGUUCGUAGCUUCCUUGGACUAGCUUCUUACUAUAGACGCUUCGUACGUGAUUUCGCAUCAUUAGCAGCACCUUUCCACCGAUUAACCCACAAAGGACGAAAAUUUUUAUGGACCAGCGAGUGUCAACAGGCGUUUGAUGCUUUGAAGGCUCGAUUAACUUCUCCACCUAUAUUAGCCUUCCCAGAUACUUCAGCAGACGGAGGCGAAUUUAUACUCGAUACGGAUGCUAGUUCCUCGGCUAUUGGAGCAGUUUUAUCACAAGUAGCUCGAGACGGACACGAAAGGGUCAUUGCGUAUGCUAGUCGACGAUUAGAUAAGACUGAAGCACGAUAUUCUACAACACGUCGGGAGAUGUUAGCACUAGUAAAAUUCUUACAACAUUUUCGCCAUUAUCUGUUGGGCAAACCCUUUCGUGUGCGCACGGAUCACCGUGCACUGCAGUGGCUCCGUUCUUUCCGCGAACCAGAAGGGCAAGUGGCACGCUGGCAGGAGAGACUACAAGAGUUCGAUUUCACAUGCGAGUAUCGCCCAGGAAAUCGACAUGCAAACGCGGAUGCACUCUCCCGAAUACCCCAGACCACAGAUAUUAUUAACGCAAUUCUUAGUACAGCUCCAGAGACAGACUGGCCCUCCCUACAAGCAGCAGAUCCAGACUUACAGAUUGUUUAUCAAAGACAGCUACAUGGAAAUAGUAAGCCAUCCAUGAGGGAGCUUAAAGAUCAAUCCGUAACAACUCGUCGUAUCUGCACCAAAUGGGGUAACUUCAAGCUGUAUGGUGACACAUUAUUCCUAAUGAAUGAAUCAAAACAACCCCUACUGAUAGUACCGCGAGUGAAAGUUGAGAGUAUUGUGGAACAGGUACACCGCGAACUUGGUCAUGCGGGAGAACGGAGAACGGAACACGCUGUUCGUCAACGCUUUUGGUGGCCUUCUAUACACGAAGAUGUAGCUCAGUUUUGCAAGAAUUGUAACACGUGCUGCCGUUUUAAAUCGCCUCAGCAGACACCCCGUGCACCAAUGACGCCGAUGGUAACGACAGGACCACACCAGCGAGUUGGUAUAGACAUCAUGGGACCACUAACUACGACAAAAAACGGGAACCGCUACAUACUGGUUAUGGUGGAUUAUUUCACUAAAUGGUGCGAAGCUGUACCCCUUCCACAGCAGGACGCCCCUACUGUUGCCCGAGCUUUCAUCGAUCACUGGGUCUCCCGUUAUGGUGCCCCUGUCUCACUCCACUCCGACCAAGGUCCAGCCUUUGAAAGCCACCUCAUUACUGAGAUAUGCCGGCUAUUAGGAAUCAAGAAGACACACACCACUGCCUAUCACCCAGAAGGUAACGGCCUCGUAGAAAGAACAAACAGAACUAUUAAAGCCAUCUUGCAGUCGUUUGUCAGUAGAUCGUCACCGGAGUUAUGGGAUGAGGUGCUUCCCCAAUGCCUUUUAGCAUAUCGUACGUCGGUACAUGGGUCCACAGGAUUCUCGCCUGCUAUUUUGUUGUUCGGGCACGAACUACGCCUACCAGUAGAGAUACAGUCACCCCUGCUGCCCUACGAAGAACAAGAGCAUGUUCCGUACAUACGUACUCUCCGCAACCGACUAGCUGAUGCCUACCGUCUGGUCAACAUUAACUUAGGCAAGGCCAGUGGACACCAAAAAGAUAUAUAUGAUCGUCAAGCACAAGGACCUAGGUAUACGGUUGGAGAUCGCGUCUGGUUACGCCGCCCAAUGACGUCGCUAGGGGGUUGCAGUAAAUUCCAUCAACCCUGGCAAGGCCCCUUUGAAAUUGUCCUCAUCCGAUCGCCCACCACGUUUGUAUUACGUAACAUACAACGACCUAAAGACGAUGUGAUAACGGUGCACUACAACCAGAUAAAACCUGAUCGGACAACAUUUCCCUUCGAUGUUCAACUCGCUGAUCCACCGCCGGCCACUAGAUUUUACGAAGUACCACCUGAAGGAGGGACAGCAUACCCGUGCCCAAGAUCAGGCACUGAGGACAGUGCCUCAUUAGGAGAGGGGGCGAUGUAACGGGAUUAAAAUCAUCAUGUAUGAUGUUGUUAAUAGAUUUUGUUUUCUUUCUAUUGCAGGGCAAGCAGGAAUAAACGCUUUAGAAGAAGAAGAGCAAGCCCUGAACGCACUAAACUUACAUGAUGACUCAUAAGACCGUUUGUAAACUAGCUCCCCUUCUGUACAGACCCCGCGUAUUUUAAUUUUCAAAAUAAACGUCUAUUGGCCUCC